UAAGACUGGAAAGGAGCAGUGGGGAGGCAGCAGGAGCCCCGUGGGGCAGGAGGGCUCCCCGCUGCCCACCCGAGCCCGGCAGUGCCGCUCCUGGCUCGCAGCCCGGGCACUCCCUCGCCUCCUCCGAGUUUGCCUUGCGUAAGGCGGCCCUGGCCGAGCCUAUAAAGCCGCAGCCUGCGGGGUCGGUGCCAGCGGCACCAUGGCAGCUGCGAGGGACACGGCGCUGCUGGCCUGGAUCCUCUUCGUCGGGGGCACGGCGCUGGUGGCCACAGAACAACCAGAAGCGGAGACCAAAUAUGGGACAGUCCGAGGGUACCAAUUCAAAGUGGACACAGCUGAGAGGACUGUAAAUGUCUUUUUGGGACUUCCUUUUGCCAAGCCUCCGGUUGGAUCACUGAGGUUUUCUGAGCCCCAGCCACCUGAGCCGUGGGAAGGUGUCAGAGAUGCCACUUCCUACCCACCAAUGUGUCUACAGGACCAAGUACAAGGACAGUAUUUUUCAGACAUUAUUACCAACAGAAAAGAGAAAGUUCCUCUCCAAGUGUCUGAGGAUUGCUUGUACCUAAAUGUGUACACACCCGUUUCUACAGGAAAACAGGAGAAGCUGCCUGUCUUAGUAUGGAUCCAUGGAGGUGGAUUAGUUUUUGGAGCAGCUUCAUCUUAUGAUGGCUCAGCAUUAGCAGCCUUUGACAACGUGGUGGUUGUAACAAUUCAGUACAGACUAGGUGUUGCUGGAUAUUUUAGCACUGGUGAUGAGCACGCCCGAGGUAACUGGGGAUAUUUAGACCAAGUUGCGGCUCUUCGGUGGAUUCAGGAAAAUAUCAUGCAUUUUGGAGGAGAUCCAGGAUCUGUCACUAUCUUUGGAGAAUCUGCAGGAGGAAUCAGUGUUUCUGCUCUUGUCUUAUCUCCCCUGGCCAAGGGCUUGUUCCACAAAGCCAUUUCAGAGAGUGGUACUGCAACCAUGGGCUUGUUCACUGACCAGCCUAACGAGGAUGCACAGAAAAUUGCUGCUGUCUCUGGCUGUGAAAAAUCCAGUUCAGCUGCAAUGGUUGAAUGCUUGAGAGGAAAAACAGAAGAAGAAUUAGUACAGAUAACACUGAAAAUGGACAUGACAACACUGCAGCUCUGCACUGAACCCUCGCCUGACAAGUGCAAACAGGAUUUCUUUUUCAUCAGUGCAUGUGUAGAUGGUGUGUUUUUUCCAAAGAGUCCCAGGGAAUUACUAUCUGAAAAAUCAACCAAUGCAGUUCCAUACAUAAUAGGAGUAAAUAACUGUGAAUUUGGAUGGGUAAUUCCUAUGAUGAUGAAAUAUCCUCCUUUCCUGGAUGGUCUGGAUAAAGAUGUUGCACGUCAUAUUUUACAGAGCAACUUAGCAUUAUUCACUAAGGGUAUUACAUCUGAAGUUGUUGACAGAGUGUACAAGGAGUACAUGGGGGAUGCAGAAAGCCCUGCUCAGGUCCGGGAUGGCCUCCUGGAUGCAAUGGGAGAUCUCUACUUUGUCAUCUCAUCCGUGGAAGUGGCCAGACACCACAGAGAUGCUGGCCACCCAGUCUACUUUUAUGAAUUCCAACAUCGAACAAGUUCAAUGGAAGGUUUGGUACCAGAGUUUGUAAAAGCAGAUCAUGGAGCUGAGAUUGCCUUUGUCUUUGGAAAGCCAUUCUUAGCUGGAGGUGCUACAAAAGAAGAAAAUCAACUUAGCAGAACGGUUAUGAGAUACUGGACCAACUUUGCUAAAAAUGGAAAUCCCAACGGAGAGGGCUUGGUCCAUUGGCCUCAGUAUGACCUGGAGGAAAAAUACCUGGGAAUAGACCUGGAGCAGAAGGCAGCAGAGAAACUGAAACAACACAGAAUGGAGUUUUGGGCCCAAUUCGUGCAACAAAAUCAGACCAGGAGGAGAAAACACACAGAUUUAUAAGAGCUGUGCAGGGCACAGUUUGCUGUUAAAACCCAAAGGGAAGUCAAACAGAAUGAGUUUGUCAGGAUGCAGAGUGAUGAUCACCUUCUAACUCACUGUUGUGUAAUCUGCUGUCCUGAUCACAGUGAAAGGAGAGAAACAAGUGGAAUUCAGAAUGUUUGUCAGACUAAAAAUCACUGUUUAAUGAAGCAGGCAGAAAAAACCCCACAGUCUUUGCAGGUCCAAACAGACCAUGGCACCUACUCAGUGCAUAUCAAACUGAAUAGUGAGGUGGGAAUGGGCAAAUGAGUUGAAAUCUGUAAGAAAUUAUCUACCUAGAAUAUACAAUAAAUGUCAGACUAUUUGA
Messenger RNA from Hirundo rustica (Barn swallow), 2261 nucleotides. RefSeq names its product fatty acyl-CoA hydrolase precursor, medium chain-like. Bases 200 to 1915 code for a protein of 571 amino acids. NCBI's taxonomy places the organism in Eukaryota, Metazoa, Chordata, Aves, Passeriformes, Hirundinidae. The transcript is spliced from 14 exons. The record is from RefSeq and is a predicted model, not a curated record.